AAAGACGCGAUCCGAUUGGUUGUCGCGCUUAACCAGAAGUGGAACCUUGAAAUCGCUGGGGAAGAAGACAAUGUCAUCAGCCAAGCUAAGAUGGCUUUCAUAGUUGUCAGAUCUUUCCGUGUAUAUGUUUCGAAUGUACAAGCAUGCAGACAAUUACUAACUGGAAGCAGAGCCUUCAGCCAUUUCUGUCAGAAAAUGAGGCAAUUGGCAGUCAGCCACUUUGACUCUUCUAUAUUGGAAAACAGAAGAGGGUUCCUGUGCACUUCUUGUAGAAACUACCAUGUGAAACUAAAAAAUCACACUAGCCCUGUUGUGGAAACAGUGCAACAUCUUGGAGAGGCCAAUAACAAUUUAAAUUAUAAUAACAAGACAGUAGGUGAACAGAUAUUUUUGAAAGAAUUGAACCAAUGGUCUUCAUACAAAGAUAUUUUCAAAUUUGUGAGUUCAUUGGAAAGUUUAUCUGACAUCAUGGUAGCAGCAAUCUUUCAGCGAUUGGGUGAAGUCCAGCUACAAGACAGCUUAAUGAAAAGUCCCGAGUUGCUGAUAGAAAAUGAUAUGUUCAAAUCACUUUGCUUGCGGUUGGAGAAAGAAUCUACACAUUUAUCUGACUCUGCUCUUGUAAAUUCUCUAAAUGCAUUGACAAAGUUGCAUGUGGAUCCUUGCAAUACCCUGAUGGUUUGCUUGGUAUCAGAGACCCAGAAACGUCUUGAUAAGGGACAAAUGACCAUUAAAAAUUUGUGUAUUCUUGGAGAAGGCUUAUUUAAUCUUGGAGGACCAGAACAGCCUAUGCUGGACCAAAUUAUGAAUCAAAUUCAGAGUACAAAUGUUGAGGACUGGAAGAUUGAAGAAAUGGUCCUGGUAUACAGAACUCUGCAGCUGUAUGCAGGUAGGAGAACGAACCUGUUCCAGAACCUGCUAAGCAAAAUGAACAGUUUUGCAGAGACAGAAGAUUGCCAGUUCACUCCCAAACAGACAAGUACAGUGUUAAGUGCUCUGGUUGUUUUAGAUGAAACCCAAGUCAAUAACUUGAUAAUAAAACUUUGUAAGCAUGCAUCAUGCUAUAUCCCGUACUUUACAGAUGAUGAAAUGAUAGAUGUGCUGGAAGCAUUCAUUCAUUUCGGAUGCUCUGACCAGUGUUUCACAGAGGCGCUAGAAAGACAUGUUACUAAAUUUGCCUUUGUGAUGCAUCCCAACACAAUUUCCAAAAUCAUGCAGUACUGCAGCACGCUAUGCAUUCUUUCCAAACCCAUAUUCAAUGCAGUGGCAGAAACCUUUAUCUACAAUGCUGAUAAUUUCACCAUUUCUCAGAUUGUUGAGCAGGUUGUUCCAUUUGGGAAGCUCAACUAUUUGCCCCCGUCUGCUCCAUCUUUUUUCCGACAGGUUGAAAGGUUCGUUAGCAUGCGACUUUCUGAGUUUGAGCCUCAUGAACUUGUGAACCUUCUUCAUUCAUGCAUUCUCAUUAAAUGCUACCCGCUCAAUUUUAUGGAAAAACUGUUCAGUCCCUUUUUUCUGCAUGAAUUGCAAGCUGAAAGUCCAAGAUCGAAGAUUCUUUCUCAGUUGACUCAGCUGUUUUUAACCAUUCGACUGGAGUGUCCAUACUAUAAGAAGCUCAGGCUCCCCCUAGACUACCAAGUCAAGUCCUUUUACACUAGAUGUGAGUCAUUAGAAUCCAAGGUUGAUCUUCAUCUUUUCAACAGAGUGAAGGCUGGCAUGAUUGACCUCUUAGGGAGCCAAAAAUAUUUUGUCUAUAAUGUUCUGACACCAUAUCACUACACUAUAGAUAUUGAGAUAAAGCUCAAUGAAGAAGGAUUUGUACUACCCGUCAACGCAUAUGACGAGGUAUAUGAAAGAAUAGCUCUCUGCAUUGAUGAUGAAAAAAGAUUUUGUGCUAAUAGUCACAAUCUUCUUGGAAAAGAAUCCAUUAAGCAAAGACACCUGAAGCUCAUUGGUUAUGUGGUUGUACAGAUCCCAUUUUUUGAGUUUAACCCAUUGGACAACAAAAAUGAUGUGCAGGAAUACCUACACAAGAAAGUAUUUCCUAACUUUUAUAGCUUCCAUGAAAAUAAAGCCGAAUCCAAAUAAAUGUA
Molecule: messenger RNA, 2087 nt
Organism: Pseudonaja textilis
Lineage: Eukaryota; Metazoa; Chordata; Lepidosauria; Squamata; Elapidae
Gene: FASTKD3
Product: FASTK mitochondrial RNA regulator 3
Biological process (GO): regulation of mitochondrial mRNA stability; mitochondrial RNA processing
Cellular component (GO): ribonucleoprotein granule; mitochondrial matrix
Molecular function (GO): RNA binding
Source: RefSeq, a predicted model, not a curated record